AUGAAGCUUUCAUCUGUCCUCGUUGGUGCCUCGGCACUUUUGAUCAGUCCCACCGCUUCCUCUCCGAUCACAACCAGUAUCGAAAACCUUCUCCAACUCCGUACCAAACUCACCACCUUCAAGAUCUCUGCCUCCUCUCCCGUCUUGCCAGCACACCCACACUUCCUCAUCAGUGACGACUCCUCCACCUCCCCCAACCAAUACGGCAUCCUAGUCCACGAUUACUACCCACAGAAUGUACCGUCCUCCGGACUUUGGACCCUGACCUCCUCCCAUCACCCUACUGAUUACAAAACACGCUACGCGCAACAAGAUCCGGGACAGACUUCAGAAUGGAUAUGGGUAGACACUGCCGCCAACAUUGAGAAGAAUGACUGGGUGUAUGUCGACUUUUUUGUGGAUGAUGAUACGUUGGAAAUGAAGGCGAAGAAGGAGGAUAAUGGUAAUCAUGUUUUGCAGAUUUGCGAAAUUGCGUUGGAUGUUUACUAUUUGGACUUGAGUAAGGUGAAAGGAACCACGGAGACGACGAGCGAUGCAAAGUGUUUCCCUGUUGUGUUGACGGCUGUUCCUGUUUAA
Messenger RNA from Mollisia scopiformis, 576 nucleotides. RefSeq lists its product as uncharacterized. The transcript has a single exon. Lineage: Eukaryota; Fungi; Ascomycota; Leotiomycetes; Helotiales; Mollisiaceae. The record is from RefSeq and is a predicted model, not a curated record. Bases 1 to 576 code for a protein of 191 amino acids.